AUGCAGAAAUGCUUGCUGCUGCAACUCGGCCGCAACAUCCAUGUUUACGUGGACGACAUCGUGGUGAAGACCAAGCAGCACCUCACGCUCCUCCACGACCUGAAGGAGACCUUCGCCAACCUGCGCGAGUACAAGGUCAAGCUCAACCCAGAAAAAUGCGUUUUCGGCGUCCCGGCCAGAAAACUACUCGGCUUCCUCAUCUCGGAGCGCGGCAUUGAGGCAAACCCAGAGAAGAUCAAGGCCAUCGAACGCAUGCGCAAGCCGGCUCAGCUGCGCAAUGAGGACGAGGCUUUCCGGGAUCUCAAGCGCAUGCUCUCCACCGCACCGGUCCUGGCCGCACCGGCCGAGAAGGAGCCACUGUUGCUCUAUAUCACCGCGACCUCGCGGUCGGUCAGCACGGUGACGGUUGUCGAGCGACCAGAGAAGGACAAGGUCCAAGCUGUCCAGUGCCCCGUCUACUACCUGAGCGAGUAUUUCCAAGAACACGUUGUUACCGUGGUGAGCAUGGCCCCCCUCGGCGAGAUCAUCGGGUGCCGUGACGCCUCUGGCCGGGUCGCCAAGUGGGCGCUCGAGCUAGCUGGCCACACCAUCCUCUACGAGCCCCGCACAACAAUCAAGUCACAAGCUUUGGCCGACUUCCUCGUUGACUGGACCGAGACCCAGGCCUCCAACAACGGCGCCGAAUACGAAGCCCUUGUGCACGGCCUCUGGCUUGCCAAGGAACUCGGCAUCCGACGCAUCCUAUGCUUCGGCGACUCAGAUUUGGUGGUGCAACAGUGCUCCGGGGAAUGGGACGCCCGCGACCCCAACAUGGCAAGUAACCCCUUCCUCGUCCAAAAGCUGUCCAGAUUCUUCGAAGGCUGCGAGUUCCUCCACGUCCCAUGUGCGGAAAAUGAGGCUGCCGACACGCUCGCCAAGAUCGCUUCGUCCCGACAAUCCAUCCCGUCCGGCAUCUCCCUCGAGCACCUGCACAAGCCAUCCUUCAAGACGUCCCCGGACUCCGAGUCCAUCUACGUCCCGAGCGACCUGGCUGCACCUCAGCCCGGCCCGGGGACUGCUGAACCCGGCCUGGGGGCUGCCGAACCCGGCCCGGGGGCUACCGAACCCGGCCCGGGGACUGCCGAACCCGGCCCGAGGGCUGCCUCCACCAACCCGGCCGCCGCCCCGGAACCCGCCGUGGUGGCCGUCUUCACCGUGGUGACAGCACCAUCAUGGGCCCUGCCCAUCUCGGAGUUCCUGGAGAACGGGGUCCUCCCCAUGGAGGAGACCGAAGCUCGGCAACGCUGCGUCGAGCAAGAUAGGGGCAUCGAGAUCCUCCUCGACAUACACCAGGGUGAGUGCGAGCACCACGCUGCCUCGCGGUCCUUGGUGGCCAAAGCUUUCCGCCACGGUUUCUACUGGCCCAUGGCCCUCGACGACACAGAGUUGCUCAUCCUCACGUGCGAGGGAUGCCAGCACUUCAGCAAGCACAGCCACCAGCCGGCGUCGGCACUCCGGACCAUCCCGAUCACCUGGCCCUUCGGGGUCUGA
Messenger RNA from Aegilops tauschii subsp. strangulata, 1530 nucleotides. RefSeq lists its product as uncharacterized. Lineage: Eukaryota; Viridiplantae; Streptophyta; Magnoliopsida; Poales; Poaceae. Gene Ontology annotation, molecular function: nucleic acid binding; RNA-DNA hybrid ribonuclease activity. The record is from RefSeq and is a predicted model, not a curated record.